Closterium sp. NIES-67 is the source of this 998-nucleotide messenger RNA. The record is from the annotation of a GenBank genome assembly. Lineage: Eukaryota; Viridiplantae; Streptophyta; Zygnematophyceae; Desmidiales; Closteriaceae.
CGCGCCGGAAUUCCCCACUCGAUCUGAUUUAUCAGUGCUGUCUCACAUAACAUUCGUUCCGUGUCGCCUCUGCGACCCGUCGCGAUGAACGAGGCGGAGCGAGGCGAGUCGGAGUCGAAGACGGAGAUGGAGAAGAUGCUGUCGGGGGAGCCCUACAACUCAUGGGACCCGCCAUUGGUGGAGCUGCGACAGCUGGCGACGCAGCGGACGGCGGCGCUGAAUGCGACGCCGGCGGGCGAGGUGGAGAAGCGACGGCAGCUGUCGUACGAGCUGCUGGGCGACGCGGGCGACAACCUCUUCAUCACGUCGCCCUUCCUGUGCGACUACGGCUGCCAUAUCUCCGUGGGCCGCAACGUGUACAUGAACUUUGGGUGUGUGCUGCUGGACUGCAACCGCAUCACCAUCGGCGACGACGUGCUCUUCGGCCCGUACGUGCAGCUGUACACCGCCGCGCACCCCACGCACCCCGCCACGCGCCUCACGGGCGUGGAGACCGCGCACGCCAUCUCCAUCGGCUCCAACGUGUGGCUGGGCGGGGGGGUCAUUGUGUGCCCAGGGGUGAGCAUUGGCUCGCACACGACCAUCGGAGCGGGGAGUGUGGUGACCAGGGAUAUUCCCGACUGCUGUGUGGCCGUGGGCAACCCGUGCCGGGUGAUAAAGACGGUGCCUGCCCCUGAGCCCACAGCAGAGCUGUUGCCUCCUGCUAAUGGUGAGGGCGGCUCAGAAGUGGAAGGGGAGUAGCUGGUUGUUACAUGAGGGUGGGAGGGAGUGUGGUUGGUUGCUGCUUUCUCUGCUAACCAUUGUAUAUUAAGCUUAUAAGGGCGGGCUCGAGACGGGGAAUGGUGUUGGGCUGAGAAAAAGCCCUUAGGAUCUUUUGCAGAGACUAAGUCCCAGCUUGUAGAGACUUGAGACUUGGAGUAGUGCAGCGGAAGUUGAGGCAGUUGAACCCUUGUACUAGUAUGUGAGAACAAGUGAUUGAUUAAAGAAACAAGCAUACA